This is a messenger RNA of Aspergillus steynii IBT 23096, 1773 nucleotides long. Its product is annotated as MFS general substrate transporter. Gene Ontology annotation, molecular function: transmembrane transporter activity. Gene Ontology annotation, biological process: transmembrane transport. Bases 1 to 1773 code for a protein of 590 amino acids. The transcript is spliced from 8 exons. Lineage: Eukaryota; Fungi; Ascomycota; Eurotiomycetes; Eurotiales; Aspergillaceae. The record is from RefSeq and is a predicted model, not a curated record.
AUGGACGAAGAGAAGCAGAGCAGUCUGACCACCGAAACCACCCGCUCUGACGACGGAAAGACCGUCGUGGACUGGAAAGGGGACGCUGAUCCGGGCCAUCCUCAUAACUGGUCAAAGUCUCGCAAAUGGUUCAUCAUUGGUCUCACAUCGCUGACAUGUUUCAAUGGCGCGAUUGUGUCCACCAUCUUUGCUCCCGGGGUUCCCGAUGUCCUCGAGGAGUUUCGUAUCUCUAGCGGCUCCUUAGAGUCGUUCAUGGUGACGGUCUACCUGAUCGGAUCUGUAAUAGGACCCCUGGUUUUGCCUCCUAUUAGUGAAUGCUAUGGGCGAUUGCUCAUAACGCACAUCUCUAAUGUCGGCUUUUUGUUCUCGUCUAUCCUGUGUGCGGCGGCAGUCAACAUGCCGAUGAUUAUCCUCGCGCGGUUCCUUAUGGGAAUUGCUGCGUCAGUUCCCAGCACCGUUGGCGGUGGUAUCAUCGCUGAUUUGAUGGUUGUUGAGGAGCGCGGCACUGCCUUAACGGCUUGGACGAUUGGAAAUUCGUUGAGCCAGGUUUUGGGACCUAUAUUUGGAGGGUACAUCGUGUAUGGAGCCGGUUGGCGAUGGACUGUCUGGGUGGUUGUCAUAAUCAAAGAGUCCCACGCACCGACUCUCCUGCGACAAGAAGCAGCACGACUCCAGAAGAUCACCGGCAUCAUGCAUCGCGCCAGCAGCGAUGACGGCCAACCUGCAAGCGUAAGGAUUAAGCGCGCCAUCACCCGGCCACUCCGGAUGAUGGUGCAGGCUCCGAUCGUGACGAUCGCCUCAUGCUACAACUCCGUAUCCUACACCUACAUGUACAUCUGCAUCACGAGUUUCACGCGGGUAUUCGAGACCACGUACGGGUUCGACGCCAGCAACGCGGGACUCGCGUACGUCGGACUCGGGAUCGGAUCUUGUCUCGCGCAGUUGACCAUCGCGUCCCUCUCGGACCGAUACAUCCAGCUGCGCAAGAGCCUCAGCAAGACCGUGAAGCCCGAGCACCGCCUCUUCACGCUCGUGGCGGGCGUGAUCGUUCUUCCGAUCGGGCUGUUCUGGUACGGCUGGACGGCCCAGUAUAAGGUGCACUGGAUCGCGCCCAUCAUCGGCACCAGCUUCGUGGGAUUCGGCAUCAUGUGUGUUCAACUGAGUGUGCAGCUGUAUCUGGUCGACGGGUUCAGCUACUAUGCGGCUAGUGCUGUGGCGGCUAACCUCGCCAUCAAAAGUACCUUUGGGACGGUGAUCCCGUUGGCUGGAGCUCCGCUGUAUGAUAGUCUGGGUUUGGGCUGGGGGAACAGCCUUCUUGGGUUCAUUGCGGUCGGGCUGAUACCGGCCUCGUUGGUCCUUAUGCGGUAUGGCGAUGGGAUUCGAAGGUCUUAUGGGCUGGUUUACCUCGAAAAGACCAAGGAAAUGUCACACUUCUACCCCCGCUCCCCCUACGCCGAAGACCAGCGCCUCUCCCACACAAUCCUAACCACCCACGUCCUCAGCCGCGGCUUCCAAGCUGGCACGGGGAUCGGCCUCCUCGUGCAUCUCGGCCUUACCCUCGGCCAACGCAACCGCCUCACCGCGCCCGCCGUCCUCCGCUCCGCCGGCGUCGGCGGCGUCCUCGGCACCGGCGCCCUCGGCGUCGCGCUGUUCCUGCGCAUGCGUGGCCGCGAGCUGAUCGAGUGGAAGGAUCGCAGCUGGGCGUUGCGGAAUAAUGCGCGCCAGGUCAGAGUGGAUGAUUUCAGGCGUUCUGGUUGGCUUGAAUAUUUGUGA